GCCUAGAUAUAGGGAUGGUUGGUCUCCUCAUGCUAAUGAGGUUUAGACCAUGUUGAGACGUACUUUUGUUCUGUGGGAUUUUGAGUAUACCUUAUAUGUCUAUGUCUUCAUCUUCAUCAUUCUCCUAAUUAUCUGGCAAGUAAAAAGGAGUUACCAUGGAUUAAGGCUGGAACCUCAAAGGAGCUGCUGCCCGCGUCACAGAAGAGUCAGGAUACGAGAUGCAGCAUUUAGAGGUCGGAGACUCUCCCGGAAAGAAGCUGAGAAGCCGUGGGAGCUGCUCUCUGUCAUGAAAAGCCAGGGCUGGCUUCCUCAGGAGGGAAGUGUGCGGCGGCUCCUGUGUGCAGACACCUGCUGCCAAAUCUGCAAUUCUAUGGCGCUGGAGAUCCAGCAGUUGCUGGUGGGUGAGAACACCCUGAUCUGUCCUGCUUCAUCAGAACCAUAGCAGGGCUCCUCUUGACUAGAGAUUUUGUCCAUCUCUACUGUGUCUUUAGAACAGAAUCUGGACCAAAGUUCCCUACACUCCACAGCACUUGCAUGUCCAUCUCUAGCACCCCCAGUGUUGCAAUCAAUGGAUCAUAAAUGCUUAACACAGUCAGCUGCCCAGUCAACUGGUAAAGUCAGGGUACACGAUUAUUGGGCUGAACACCACCAGCUGGGGCAGGGAUUUCAAAUAUCAGAGGUGCCCAGGGGCCUGGAUACUAUGUCUUGCUCAAGACUUGAGGAGGCUAGGUUAACAGUGAACCAGCAGGAGAUGAUGCAGAGCACCCCCAACCAUGUCUAUGGGAACCAAGGGCAGCAGCUCUUGAAUUCCCAGGUCGCUCUGCAGACCCUAAACCACCAAUUCACUACCCAGACACACCCUAUGGGCUUGCAUAUGGUUACUGUCCUCCCUGCCAACCUGCCAUUCCUUAGUCCUGAAGUCCUGAGGGUUCUUGAGGUACAUGUGAAAAAAUGGAUGCAUUUUCAGAGAUGGGGACUUCCCAGACGUGUGGAAGAGUCCCUAAGGCAGCUUAUCCCAAACCCGCCAUUCUUUUGCCAAAGUGUAAAUAACCAACCGGUUUCUUUCAUCCCAAAUGAUACUUCUAAGUUCUCGAUUGAAAAACUGGGGACCUAUUCCUACCAGAACUGGGGUCCAUGUAUGGCCAGCCAGCCUACACAGGCUUUCUGGGUUUCAGAAUGGUCCAUCAUGGACCCAGAACAAAGACACCACCACCAGCAAAUUGCAAACCAUAUGGCUGUGGCCUUGCCCUCUCCAGCCUUUAAAGACUCAAGUGGCCUCUGUCCACAUCUUGGGCACCAGGCUCAUGACUCAGUGGCCCAUCUGCAGCAGAAAUAUAGCCAGCUAUUCUGUGGUCUCCCUUCCCUACACAGUGAGUCCCUCGUUAACACCUUAAUAGGCUCUCAAAGCCUCUCCACAAAUGGGAACAUAUGCCAGUACCCCCUGAAGGAUGCUUUUCUCUUCAAGGAACUUUCUGUCAUCCCUCUGCUGCCUAAAAUUCCACCCCAAUCAGCCCCACCCUCUUCCCCAUCUGACUACCAACAAGCUCACAUCAGUGUUCCAUUUCUGACGUUGGCCGAGUGUGAUGCCUUGGAGUGGCACCUGCUGCAGAAGCAGCUCCAGCUUCAGUGGGGCUUGCCAGUGGUUUUCCAGAGAUGUCAGCACAACCAGAGACCCACGCAGAAUAGGCCCUGUGGAAAAGCCCAGUCUCCUGAGACAGUGAAAACUUUUUGGCCAGUGAAGCCCAUCGCAGUCCUCACUAGGAAACUACUCUUCUUCCCGGAACAUGCCCGGAGGCUGCUGGAAUUCCAUCUCCAGAGGCAGUUGAUUCACCAUCGCUGGGGCCUGCCCCAAAAGAUCCAGGAGUCCAUCCAGUUGCUCCUGUCCCCCACUGAUCAGUCGACUCUGUCUUGGAGCAGCACAGCCCUAGCCAACAUGAGUGCUCCCCAACCUACAGCCCUAGAGGCCACUGGGGCCGGUGACCCAUUCUCGCCCAUCACAGACCCAGUGUCAGUCCCCAUGCCACACUUGUUUGACCAGGCCAAGGCAAUAUUACAGAGCCACAUGAACUCCAAAGGUGGGCAGAUCCACCAGGGCAAGGUCCCUGCUUGUGUAUAUAGCUCUUGGCAGUGCAUCAUUCCUGGGGACCUGCAACUGGCUCCCUUAACCUGCAUCCCAGAAAGCAAGACCUUGGAGCUGCAGGCAGCAACUGACCCUGCCCCACAAGAGAAAGUUACACCCUCGACACCAAUGGCCCUUGACCAACAGCAACAAGCCUCACCAGAUACUGUCACUGAACACCCUAAACUGCCCCAAGCCCUGUCCGAGGGAGCCAUUGAGAAACUGGAGACAACUCUGCGGCACAAGUAUCUGGCCUUCUUGUCAGGGCUGCCUGCUCUUUAUUAUGUGGCUCUUUCCAGAGCCAUGGCACCGGCAAUCACUACCCAAGAUGUAAUCGCAGGACUGGAGCCUGGACCUGGAAAAUUCCCAACUGAACCUCUGACUCAGAUGAGCUCAUCUGAAGAGAAGUGUCUGAGUCCCGGACCGUGCUUUCAAGAUGCCAACAAUACUUGUGCAGACAUUGCAGAUGAAUUGCAGGCUGAAGGGCAGGUAGAAGGAAUGAUCGAGACAGUGCCUCUAGAAAGCCAGACAGAGACUUCUGGGCCCUACACACUCAAGAAACCCAUCUUGGCCAAAUUAAAUUUCCAUCUAAGAAAGAAGAUCUUAGAGAUACAACUGGGAAUUCCCAUAAAGGCAAGGAAGUCCAGAGAACAAACUAUAGCAAUCCCAGAGAACACAUCCACACAGGCGUCUCCAGAGAAUCUGAACAACCAGGGGAAAACACUGCCCCAGAAUCUCCCUACCCCACCAGAUGCUCCUCGUGCCCCAGAUCCAGAAUGGCUCCACCUUAAAGAACAGCUGGCCAUUGAAUUAAAGGCAGUGCAGCAGAACCAGAAGCAACCCAGUUCCAGAGCAGUACCUCAUGCCUCUGCCCACUGGGCCUCAAAGAUCUCACAACCCAGUGGCGACAUGACAGAGGCCCAGGUACUUUGUGUUCAGCUAGAGGCCAGUGUGAACAGCCACAGCCUGGAGGAAUCCUGGAGCCCCGAGCCCCAAAGCCCUGGCAAAAGCAAAGACUCAGCCCAAGUCCCCAUACCGGUAGAAAAGAGAAAGGACCCAGGAAAACCCAAACUGGCAGGGGACCACGGAGAAGGGGAUGCAGGGUUUGCACACUCCUCUACAAAAGAAAUAAGCCACCCUGAUGCAGCCCAGAGGCCAGAAAGGAUGAAGAGGACACCACGCGGUCCCUGGCAACGAAGCCAUAGCUUUCAUCUUGAUGCUCUCUGUGAACAUAGUACCCAGCACCCUCAGAUUAAGCUUCCAGAGCCACCUCCAGGAAUCCCUGGGGGAAAAGAAUCUGAAAAGAAUGCCCUGCAUGACAGUCAAACCAAGCCCAAUGUCCUUCUCAAACCAGGAAAGAUUCCUAAGAAUGCCCAGCCUGUGGUGUCCCAGGCAUCACAGGACCAGCCUUUCCUGGGCCAGCUCAUUCAGGGCAAGCCUUUGCAGGGCCAAACUUUGAAAACUCAAGUUUUUCAGGGGCAGGUGAUGCCAGUCCAUACUCAUAAGAGGCCCAGCCUUCUAGAAUCUGGCUUGAGAAGGAAGAUGAAAUCCUUUCUGCAUUGUUUUAACACCAAGACAAAAGGCAAAGGCCAUGAGGAAUCCAUGUUCUCUUCAGCUGGGAAGGUGGCCAACACCAGAAAAGAAAAUUUAGAAAAGAGCUUGGCUCUAGCCAAAAGUCCCACAGGGCAAACCAAGACAGAGAACAAAGGAGGGGACUCCAAGGCCCAAUCUUCCCCCACUGAGAAGCAGGUGGGCCUGGGCUUCUUGGAAGGUCCCCAUUACCCAGACAGUAAGCUCUGGCACCGCUCCCGCUCCCAGCAACUCCAUUGUGCCUCAGUCUUGGGUCACCCUCGCCACUGCCCUCGGCACUGUCCUAGAGUGGCUUUUGCUACCCAACCAGGGAACAUGACCUAGGUCUCAACUCUCACGUUAGAGGGAAACGUUAGUCUUUCAAGAAGACCCAACACAAUCAAGGACUUUGUAGGCUCCCCAUGUCUGCGUCCUUUGAAGAAGACUGCUACUGUCAUUUUCAUUAAUGUACAGGUGGGGCAGAGCACCACUGAAAUACAUUAUACCUUUAAGCAAA
This is a messenger RNA of Hyaena hyaena (striped hyena), 4205 nucleotides long. RefSeq names its product protein FAM205A-like. The transcript has 4 exons. The record is from RefSeq and is a predicted model, not a curated record. NCBI's taxonomy places the organism in Eukaryota, Metazoa, Chordata, Mammalia, Carnivora, Hyaenidae.